This is a messenger RNA of Danio rerio (zebrafish), 1522 nucleotides long. RefSeq names its product dual specificity phosphatase 5 (gene dusp5). Lineage: Eukaryota; Metazoa; Chordata; Actinopteri; Cypriniformes; Danionidae. Gene Ontology annotation, molecular function: protein serine/threonine phosphatase activity; protein tyrosine phosphatase activity; hydrolase activity. Gene Ontology annotation, cellular component: nucleus. The record is from RefSeq and is marked provisional.
ACUCAGGCUCAGUACGCAGGGUUUAGUAGGCAACCUACACCCCUGAAACAUCCACAUCCCUAUUUAAAACACAUUUCACUUUGUCAUUUCAAACAUGAAGGUCUCCAGCAUAGAUUGCCGACGCCUGAGGAAGAUCAUACGGAAGGAGUGUGGAAAUUGUCUUAUUGUGGACUGUAGACCGUAUUUCUCCUUCUCGAACUCUUGUAUCAGAGGCUCCGUCAAUGUGAACUUGAAUUCGGUGGUUGUCCGGAGGUCCCGCGGUGGUCCGGUUCCUCUACAGUUCGUCAUUCCGGACGAGAAAGCCUUAUUUCGGCUUCGGGAGGGCAGCAUCUCCGCUGUCGUGGCUCUGGACGACCGCACACCUCAUUUACAGAAACUGAAAAAGGACAGCAUUGCUCAGAUAGUUAUUAAUACUUUGUCGCACUUGACGAGUAGCGCGAGCAUCUGCUUCUUAAAAGGAGGCUAUGAGAACUUCCAUGCCCAUUACCCUGAGCUUUGCACUGAAACCAGGUCUGUGGAAGUGAGUGAAGACAAAAGCGAAAGAGGCGUCAGCAGUCACUGUGACAAACUGGCUUCUCACCACAAACCAGACUAUGAUCAGGGACGGCCGGUGGAGAUCUUGCCUUUCCUGUACCUGGGCAGUGCCUAUCAUGCCUGCAGACAGGACUAUCUCAGUGACCUCCACAUCACAGCCCUGCUGAACGUCUCACGCAGAGACUCUCGGCCCGCCAGAGGACAGUACAACUACAAAUGGAUCCCGGUGGAGGACAGUCACACGGCCGAUAUCAGCUCACACUUCCAGGAGGCUAUCGAUUUCAUUGAGCGCGUGAAAGCAGAGGGAGGUAAAGUGCUGGUCCACUGCGAGGCGGGAAUCUCUCGCUCUCCCACCAUCUGCAUGGCGUACAUCAUGAAAACCCAGCGGUUGCGUUUGGAGCAGGCCUUUGACGUCAUCCGACAGCGGCGUGCCAUCAUCUCGCCCAAUUUUAGCUUCAUGGGUCAGCUGCUGCAGUUCGAGUCUGAGGUGGUUUCUUCCACACCUCCACUAGUGACUCCAGCAGCUCAAGAGACACCCACUUUCUUCAGCGGAGACUUCACACUGGAAACGGAGAGCUUUGAAUCCUCGGUUUUCACCUUCCCUACCUCCUUCCUGACACCCAUCCAGCCAUCAUUCAAACUGAGUCCAAUAACUGCGCUGCCUUAAAAUGGCUGCCCGACUCAUCGCAAUCUCAGUGUACUUGAAAAACAAAGGACAGUCGAACUGAACAAAGCAAUGGUGUAUCACAGGGAAUACAAAAAAAAACACUUGUUUUAAUAUUUAAAGAUUGAAGAACAGUGUUUGCUUUUUGAUUUUGUUUGCCUUAGAGAAAACCACUGCACAAUGAUUACUCUGCAAUACCUGCCUUAGCUUGAUGAUGUUCUGCCUAUCAGCGCCUGGCUGGGCAAAUUAAAUUAUUAUUAUUUUUAAACUGUUUCUUUUUUUAUGAAUUGUGCAUCUGUUAAUAAAUGUUUUUACAGAAGUGUA